UGAUGUGCACCGGAAGGAAUUCACGGUUGCUCAAAGAUGUGUUACAUGACCUAACCAGAGAACGUUUGAUAAGCAAACCUCCAGCUUCAUUUUGACCUAACGACGUGUGUCCUAAGAUGACCAGUUGUCCGACAUGUCUACAACAACAGGACGAGUUUUUGCGGGUCUGACUCGAGUCGCUCUCAGUCGACGGAUAUUCGUUAAAGACGUCACGACGACCGUUAGCAGAGUGAACAGUGUGCGGUCCCUAACGCUGAGCUGUCAGAGGCUGGCCCGGUCCAAAAGACCCAGCAACAACGAAGAGGUGAAUAAUGAGCCCAUCAAGUUCUCCACCAGUAAAGCCAGUCACAGGACCUGGAAAGUAGACCGCACCAUGGGGAGCCAGUUUAAGCGGCGUGGGUGGGACGUCCUCCCCUUCAGCCUGUUUGGCAUUUGCUUCCUUUUGUGGUGCGCACUGAGAGGAGAGACGCACAUUGAUGGACAGCUGGAGAAAGAUCUGUAUGAGCAUUUACCCGGAUUGCUUCCAGAUGAAGAGGAGGAGCAAGCCGAAGAUAAACCGAGUUAACAGCUGUGGGACUCGAGAUGUAUAUUUUUUAGGUUAUAUUUAUUGUCAGAUGUGUUUCUAAUAGUCUGCAGUAUGACAGGCUGUUGCAUCAAAUUAUCCUGCUUAUCAGCGCUGAAGGUGUGGUGUGUAGUGAUGCCGUCCAGUGCUACAGAAACUUUUUUUUUUUAAUCAAAAAAAAUGAAUUCGAUUGUCUGACCGUGCUUUGCCUUUUCAAAUUUUUUUUGACCAGAACAUGUGAAUUAAAAUGACUUUGUUGGAGCCA
This is a messenger RNA of Thunnus maccoyii (southern bluefin tuna), 827 nucleotides long. It is a transcript of the gene uqcc4, whose product is annotated as chromosome 20 C16orf91 homolog. The coding region runs from base 134 to 565 and encodes 143 amino acids. The transcript is spliced from 2 exons. Lineage: Eukaryota; Metazoa; Chordata; Actinopteri; Scombriformes; Scombridae. The record is from RefSeq and is a predicted model, not a curated record.